AUCGCGCACGGGGCAUGUGCAAAGCUCUGGGCUACUGCUGUCCGUCAGUUCAUGAUGCAGCGCGUGCUGACGCUGAGACUCGCGCGUUUCUGCACUCUGAGGACGAAACUGUCGCUGAGCGUCCGACCCGCAACAGCCAACAUGUCCACCCUGCUCAUUAACCAACCACAGUACAGCUUUCUCAAAGAGUUAGGCCUUCACGAGGACAAUGACGGCGUUUAUAAUGGCUCGUGGGGCGGACAGGGAGAGGUGGUCACUUCCUACUGUCCAGCCAACAAUGAGCCCAUUGCCCGAGUGCGUCAGGCAACCAUGGCAGAAUAUGAGGAAACUGUACGAAAAGCACAAGACGCGUGGAAAGCGUGGGCAGAUGUUCCUGCUCCAAAGAGAGGCGAAGUCGUUCGACAGAUCGGAGACGCUUUAAGAGGGAAGAUCAAAGCUCUCGGCAGCUUGGUGUCUCUGGAGAUGGGCAAGAUCUACGUGGAGGGUGUCGGCGAGGUGCAGGAGUACGUGGACGUGUGCGACUACGCCGUAGGGCUGUCCCGUAUGAUCGGCGGACCCGUUCUACCCUCUGAACGGCCGGGUCACGCGCUCAUCGAGCAGUGGAAUCCUGUCGGCUUGGUAGGAAUCAUCACCGCCUUUAACUUUCCCGUGGCCGUGUACGGUUGGAACAACGCCAUCGCUCUCAUCUGCGGCAACGUCUGUCUUUGGAAAGGGGCUCCGACGACACCCCUCACAAGUGUCGCCGUUACCAAGAUUGUAGCUGAGGUGUUGGAGCGCAAUCAACUUCCUGGUGCGAUCUGUGCGAUGACGUGCGGAGGUGCUGACAUUGGCACGGCCAUGGCUAAAGAUGAGCGAGUGGGUCUGCUGUCCUUCACAGGCAGCACUCAUGUGGGCAAACAGGUGGCCAUGAUGGUACAAGAGCGGUUCGGUCGUCAGCUGCUGGAGUUGGGAGGAAAUAAUGCCAUCAUAGUGUUCGAGGACGCCGAUCUUAGUCUGGUCGUGCCGUCUGCCGUCUUUGCCUCUGUGGGAACGGCUGGCCAGCGCUGCACUACUACCAGACGACUGAUGCUGCAUGAAAGCGUACAUGAUGAUGUUGUGGAGAGGAUCGCCAAAGCUUACAAGCAAAUCCGCAUCGGUGACCCCUGGGACCCAAACACUCUUUAUGGACCUCUGCACACCAAACAGGCUGUUCAGCAGUAUCUGGCGGCCAUAGAGCAAGCAAAGCAGCAGGGCGGCACUCUUGUGUGUGGGGGAAAGGUUAUGGAUCGGCCGGGUAACUAUGUGGAGCCUACGAUCAUCACCGGACUGCCACACGACGCUCCCAUAGUUCACACGGAGACCUUCGUGCCUAUCCUUUACGUGCUUAAAUUUAAGACAGAGGACGAAGCAUUUGCCUGGAAUAAUGAAGUGAAACAAGGCCUCUCCAGCAGCAUCUUCACUAAAGACAUGGGUCGGGUGUUCCGCUGGUUAGGCCCCAAAGGCUCUGACUGCGGCAUCGUGAACGUCAACAUUCCAACCAGCGGCGCUGAGAUCGGAGGAGCGUUUGGAGGCGAGAAGCACACGGGCGGCGGGCGUGAGUCGGGCAGUGACUCGUGGAAGCAGUACAUGAGAAGAUCAACGUGCACCAUCAACUACAGCAAAGAUCUGCCAUUGGCCCAGGGGAUCAAGUUUGAGUGAAGCGCGACGUUGCCUAGUUAGCGGUGUGAAAUAGCAUUGAUGAUGGACAAAACACUUUUUCCAUGUUUGUUUUAUGUAGAUCUGUUUGUAUUGCUGCAUAAAGUAGCCAUUGCAGUGCAUAGCACUUACCCAUACUGUCCUUCGAAUCUAGAUACUGUUUCUUACCAAUAAACCAUGAUUGACUAA
This is a messenger RNA of Labeo rohita (rohu), 1863 nucleotides long. It is a transcript of the gene aldh7a1, whose product is annotated as aldehyde dehydrogenase 7 family, member A1. NCBI's taxonomy places the organism in Eukaryota, Metazoa, Chordata, Actinopteri, Cypriniformes, Cyprinidae. Gene Ontology annotation, molecular function: aldehyde dehydrogenase (NAD+) activity. The record is from RefSeq and is a predicted model, not a curated record. The transcript has 18 exons. Bases 52 to 1677 code for a protein of 541 amino acids.